Molecule: messenger RNA, 16969 nt
Organism: Porites lobata
Lineage: Eukaryota; Metazoa; Cnidaria; Anthozoa; Scleractinia; Poritidae
Source: the annotation of a GenBank genome assembly
AUGAGUAGCACGGCUCUCCGUGAGCGUGUUCGUAAGUCACUUUCUAAAUCCAUCAAGGGAAAUGCUUGCAAAUUCCGAUUUACGAUCACUUAUGAGUACGUGGACCUAAAAUGCAAUAAUAGAUGGUAAGUUAAGGGUUUUGUUUCUAAAAGAACGAGUUAUUUGUGAUUGAGGUGGCUGUUUAUUAGAACGUCAAUGUCUGAGAGGAAGUUAACAACUACAUGUAGACACAGAACAUGACAGAAGCCUUUGCUUGUUCUUGGUUGUUGUACGUGUUUGUGACGAUUCUUCUAUAUUGAACAUAUUAACAGAGAGCUCUCUAGACAACAAACACGGUACAAACAACUUUAAAAAUUUUGUUUAGCAUCAAUAUCAGGUAUUUUUCUCUUACGUUCGCUGUUUCCUCGUAACUAGCGACACCUAGUAAUAGCGCAAUUUUAGUGUGAUUGUUUAACAAGUAAUUUAAUUAUUGAGGGUAUUUAGUUAUUCCUUUAUUUACAUUAAUGAUAUUGUAAUGAAUGUUCUAGCUCUACGACCAAAUUAAAACCUAAAAUUCGAAAGCGUAAUAGCCUAGCUUAAUAAGCUUAUAUUUCCUGUAGAUUCAUGUCGAAUUCUUCGAAUGUUUUCAAUUUGAUCGUUCCAUCAUCUGGCUGCCCCCAUCCUUUCUCGCUCCUUCGACUUUUUCCUGUUUUCUUUUCAUGGUGACAGAUAUUAGACCCAGCUUGCCUUUUUUUGGAAAACAGUUUUCCAAUCGAAUCUCUUCUAUAUUCGUUAGCUAGAACUAGUGUGGCUGUUCUUGUCUUCCUCACUGCUGUCACGCAAGGUGCAUAUAUUGCGUGACGGCACUAACAAGAUAUGAUUUGGAAGAACAGAAUUUUUAAAAAAGUUUACUACAUGGCUUAGCCCAGAAUUAAAUAAGUGCAAAUUCACUUUCAGUUGGUUAAAAACAUCCCCCCAAAAAGUUUCCCCAGUUUUAUUUUGUCCGGUUUUUGUUUAUCCCUGGAAAUUCCUUUUUACCAUGAUUCAUGUUCCCUAAUCAGCCCCAUGCAUGCAACUCUACGCCCUGGAUAAACCACUUUGUAACCGAUGGAUAAGUAUUGUAGAAAGCAGUAAAUUUAGUUAUUAGGUAAAAAUUUAGUUGGAGUCGAUAAGAAAAAGAGGAAGACAAACUGUAAGCAAGGAGCACAAAUACAUAUACAUACACAUACAUAUAACUUUAUUUAAACUCAGAUUUGGAAUAGCUUGAGAGAGCUAGUAUCUCCAAGUAUAAUAAACCAACCCAAAAUAAACCAACUCAUGACCUGGCCAGUACCUCAUGCAUGCACACAGCCAUAUCCCCGGGCAGUGGUGGCCAUGGACAGCUGUUUGACCCUUGGUGUGUGUGUGCCCCUUGCUUACAGUUUGUCUUAUUUGAUUUACUGGCACACAGAGCAGCAUAAAUGCUGAUCUUCUGUCCCUGUGCAUGCCACAGGAGAACUGCCAUGCAGUUCCCAGCCAACAGCUCCCACAUGUGUUGUGUGGAGCUGGCGCUUAAAGGAGUACUAUUGCACUUUACCUUGGCAGUAAAGGGCCUAUGAUACACUGUUUUGUUCGUUCAUGGGUCCGGUGGUUAUGCCAUGCUAAUGAGCCCCAACAAGUGUGGAACAGCCUUUUGCUUACGGUAAUGUUAGGGAAACUUCAGACUCUGCACAGUACCACAUCAUCAAAAUGUUUCUAACAGUUUGUCAUCUUUAGGUUUAGAAGCUUUUACUUGUACUGAUUAAGUACCUACAUAAUGCCUAUUCUCUUUCAACUGCAUUUGUGGGGGUGGGGGAGGGGGGUGUUGGGGAGUAUAUUUGACAAAGCUAUAUGUAUUAACAGCUGUAAAUGUACUGCCUUUGAUAGCCAUAAAAUGUGGAUGUUAGCCCUUUUGAGACUUUUCACAAAACACAAUGACAGAUUUCCUUAACCUUUCAUAUACUUCAACCCAGGGCUGUGCUCCAAGGAAAAUUGAAGGGAGCCUGUAAGUGAACCUGUAAAAUCUGGGGUGCCUAGCAUAUGAUAUGUGUGAAAGAAGGAAGAUUUUCUAGUUGCCCCAAGAGCAAAAGUUAUAGUAGCCAAGGGCUAGCAGGGUCUGCUAGAGCACAGCCUUGCCUCGACCCAUGAAUUCCCUACCCAUACUUUGGUAUACCCGAAGUCUGACAAAGGUGCGCACCUUUCUGGGUGGAGCCUCCCCAUAUAAGCCAUCAUAGGAACUGCACUCUCCACUUGGGGACUUUGAAAAUUUAAUUUGAAUAAAUAUUCAGAUAUUUUAAUUUUUCAAAGUGCUUCUUGAUCCAGUUAAUAUUAUGCUUUAUGAUUUAUACACAAUUUGAUACAAUCAAAACUCGAAAUUUACUGACCAACGAUAAUAACACGCAGAAUGAACAUGAGACACGUUUGGGCGUAAACAUUGGUUUAUUGAUUCACCAGUAUUGUUCACACCCCCCAGGGAGGCAGGGAGGGAAUUCAAACGAUAUGAACAGUGCAUGAUAGCACAAACAAGGUUAGCUAAACCGUGUGGGACACAAACAAUUGGUACCCCGAUAGAUUGUACGUAGCUAAUCUACUGUCAAUAAUUAAUCUCUACUAGGCAACCAACUUGUUUGAGUAUUGUUUGGUUCCGAGGCCACCGAUCUAAAGUAUCUGAGAAGGUAACUACUGCAACUUUUAUCUUGUUCAUGUAUUUUAUAAAGAAGUCAACAUUACUUAAUAUCUAUGAAAUAUUCUAAAUAUACUGUGUUAGAACAUGGAACUGUGUUAAAACAAGGAUGAUAUUUUAGCUCCAAUCCAACAUUUUAGCAUAAUUUAUUAAAAGAGACAGUUCCAAUCUUUGUCAUUGAAAAAAUGUAUUUUGUUUUAAACUGUUUUGGUUUUAAUGGUGUUUCCUGUAAAUGUCAUUGUUGGUGACACCGCAUAAUUGAUAGAAAUGAAAAAAACUUUUUUCCCAAUAAGAACAAUUUAAUUUCAACUUUUUUCUUCACUUCCCUUCUUAUUCAGUGUUUAAGGAAUUACUGGUAGUGACCCCUGAGUGUCUUUCAUUGUUCCACCCUUUGUAGGGAGCAAGGGUGGUGCACCAUGGUGAAAGCACUGGUCUCCCACCUAGUGGCAACAUACAUAUACAGUGUAUUUGGGUUGACGUUGUUGUUGGUUCUCUCCCUUGCUCUGAGGGGUUUUUCUCCAGGCACUCCAGCUUUCCCCUCUCCCGAAAAACCACCACUUCCAAAUUCCGAAUUUCAGUUCAAUCUGGAGCACACAUUUACACGAGUUUUUGAGAAAGCCUAAGUGCUUAAUGUAGGUAAAAAAAUUACAGUUCACAGUUUACAAUUUUACAAAAUUGUCUUUGUGAUGAUUAAUUUUCAUAGCCAACAUCAAAAGUGUCAAUAGUGGAUGAAAAGACAGGAGUAGUCAGCUAUGCUGCCAACUGGUUCCCACCCAACUCUGUGGAGUUGGUUGUUACACUUUAUAAGGUACAAAUUUAAGCUUUUAAUUUUUGUUUCCUUCUUUUUCCUUGCACCUUUACAUAAAUAAUACACUACAGUAAAAGUCUGUCCUGCACCCAAGGGCAUAUCACUGCCCAUAUAUGCUCAAAAUAACACUUAAUUUAUAAAUUUCCUUUUGUAAAAUGAUAAAAAAAAAACCACUACCACAAAGUACUGCCGAAGAGGUUGCCCGAUAGGGUUUUGUACACAGUACAAUUUAGAAGGAUUUGUAUGGAGUCAUCAUCUGGUGCAUUUUAUAACUGGGCCAAUAUAUCUCAGAGACAUUUUGCCCCAAAAUGCUUAUUUUUGGCAAGUAGGCAUCUUGCAUGUUGUUCUUUCAGAAUAUCUUGACAAAUCCCAUAUAAUUUCACAAAUUUAAAUUUUAGAUGUCUGCAUCACUUACUCUUGAUUCAAGAGAAACAGCCAUGCACUUAACACUUAAUUUAGCAGUGUUCUUAUUUAGUCUUGUACGUAUAUAAGUAGCGCUUAACAUGGACCUAGAACAAACACUGACAAAAAAAUUUAUUGUCUAUAUUUCACAAGUUAAUAUUUUUGUUAGAUGUGCACAUACCGGUAAUUUGAUAUGAAUGAGAAUCUUUACAUCAUGACUGCUGGUAGAUAGAUCAUCAUGCCCGUCUAAUGAAUGUAAAUACAACAGACUAUACCGGGAAGAAUUAAUUCUGAGUCUUGAUCUGAAUUUCUUAUUUUUUAACAGGACUUUACCGGUAUCAUGUUCAAAAAGAAGGACUACAUGUUUGUCCUUGAAAAUGUAAGUGAUCCUCCCCACAUAGAUUGUUAAUUCUCUAACAACACACUCAGUUGUGGCCUCUGAUGUCAGGAUGCAAUGGCAACGAGAAGGUCAAAAAAGCAAUAGGGUCAGAUUAGCAAAACAACAAUUUUGCACAUGCAGUACACUUUUUGGGCCUUGCAGGGAGGUGGGAUGUGUAAGCAUAUCGCAGCUUAAAAGUCCCAGUUAAUUGGUCUUUCAUGAAAUUUAAUUAUUGAUCAGAAGCUAAAAGUGGUUCUAAUUCUUUUCCAAAUUCUUUCACACCUCUACUUGGAAAAAGAAAAAUUUAACCACCAACUGUUAAUUCAGUUUCAAACAUAACAUUUUCAGUGUCUUGUUUUAGAAGUUUCAGUACUAAAUUAAAGGAGGGGGGCUUGAAACUGAGUUUUCACAUAGCAGUGGAGGUCAGAUGAGUGAAGUCCUAUAGUUUUCUUAGUGCAAGAUAGCUGCUCAUGCAGCUUACAUGUACUACUGUAACGUUUUCUAUAGCACUACAUGUACUUUGGUGUUGACUUCUGUUUACUGAAAACCAGCUCGUAGCAGCUUACUGGCUAUGUAUUGUGAGAAAAAGGAAUAGAAGGGGUUGAGGGAGUGGUGUGCAAACUCCUGAUAGUAGAUAUAGCUUCUGGUGUGUAGACUUGUCUACGAGUUUGACUUCAUAGAAAUCUAUUAUGUUUCAUAGGUUACUCCCGAUGCAAGAAAGAAGCUUGCUUUAUUUCCGUGUAACAUGGCAGAAUAUGCUUCAGCUCACAGUGAAGUGUAAGAUGAUUACUUAAAUGCUUGAAUUAUGCCCAUCUUCAAAUAAACACCCCUUUAUGUCCAAAAUGUAGGAAGUAAAGACCCCUUUCUAAUAACUGCUUCUCCUUCCCUAAGCUGAAAGAGUGAAUAAGGGUACUUACUGUUAAGCCUCCUUUAGAUUGGCGGUUGAUUAUACUGCACAGAUUUUACACAAAAAUGCAAACAAAUACAAGGCAAUGAUUUUGUUCUCAGCAAACGUUUGCUCAGUAAGACAUUUUUUUAAUUCAUCCACAUACAUUUGUCAUAUCCUUACCAUCUUCUAUUCAACCUAUUAAAAUGAUCUCAAAAUUUUACUGAAAGAAUCACAAUUUAGCUUGUGCAGACCUUUUGCCAGUCAUUAUAUUGAUUGCUGCUAUUUUCUUAAAUAUUGCUUGUGAACAGCUGAAAAUCACAAGAUAACCAGCCAUUUUGAGUUUUGAAAGUAAUUUUUAAAUUUGUCUUUAUACCGUCUAUGGGUUAACUUGUAUGCUAGAAUGCAAAAGCAAAAAUGGAAACAUCUUGUCAACAGCAAACAUUUGCUUAAACAGGUCUUUAAGGUUUUUAACAAGAUGACAGUGGCCAUUGAUGACAGUCAAGAUCUUUGCAAAGUUCAAUUAGUAAAGCAGUGAAAAUCACUGAGUAAAUCUCCCUUAGACACAUUUGUAAUUCGUUUUUUCACUUGACCCUUUUAAUAGCAAUACCCAUCCCAAUGAUGUGUUAAAUCGGUUAUCAUUAUUAUUAUCAGUACUGUAUUAUUUUUAUAAUAUGAUUCUUCUAUAUUUUUCUUCUUCUACUUCUUCUUGUCUUAUAUUUGUUUUUAGAUUUGACUUAGAAAUGGAAUUUAAAGCUCUCUCGAAGAAAAUUUCCUCGGCAAGGCUGGGAGCAAAAGUGAAGUGUGAAUUCAUAAAGGAAGGAAAAGUGGAGUAUGUAGAUUGAUGUAAAAACAAACAAUGGCGCUUGUGCAAUUUAACAAAUCGAUUCAACUUUUUCGUGUGUCCUUUUAGAUUAAAGAUGACAUCAAAAUAUAUUAAGAUCGACCAAAGUAGUUGGUCACUUAUCUUCUUAUCACAUUUUCUCAUGUACGUGUUCUGUGAUCUGAGAAGUCAGACUGCAUUUCAUGCUCGCAAAAUGAAAUUAUUUGCUUUCAAGGAUGAUCUCAUUCUUUUUGUUAUUUUUUAUCUUGAACUUGCGUGAAAAUUUGUGCAUUCGACUCUUGCAAGCGAUCAGGUUUCAGCGGGAUCUCCGCUUGUAGGUUUGGCUUUUUUGGCUUGCCUUACCUUAGUUUUACAAUACCUUCCAUUUCAGGGGAGUGUUUUAAACAUUUUGCUACAAAAGAACAUUUUUGAGAAGUACAAUCGACAAAUGUUUAGAGUGUAGCGUUGCGUCUUUUUUCGUCCUGUCCCUAUGUUAUAUGAUAUAUAAUAUCAGAUAAUAUGCCUGGCACUUGCAGAAAUUGCACAAAAGUAACUAAGGCUAAGGCCAAACGUCGAAUUUUUCAUGCAACAAAUCAAACUGAGUGAGUUAACUUCUUCUAAAUUCUUGGUCAGAUUAAGUUCGUUUUACUGAGUUUGGAUCGGCAAAACGCGUUCUAUCAGUCCAAUCAGACGGAUAGAUGGUGUAAAGGUGCCCCGUUUGAAGCAAUAGCAGUGGUGUUCGUCGAGAAAACGAUGAUUUUCCACAUAGCGGGGUUCCACCGUACGACUGUAAACUUUUUCGCGUCAUAUCUUUUUCUUUUCUUAGUUCGACGCUGGGUUAAAGUUCCACGCUUCAUCCAACAAAGGCCGUAACUAAAUCAAGGUCGACCCAAAAGGCAAUUUGGCUCGUCCCAUGAAAAGUUCGACGUUCGCGCCGUUUUUUUCUGUUUUCUACAUGUUAUUAACUACUACACUUUUAUGUACUAUUUAGAAGAAUUUUUCUGAUUCUACUGUUCGAUAUUUUCUAUCAAAGUGAGGAUGAUAUGCAGAGUAACUUCAGCCAUCUCAGUGAAGCUGAGUUCACAUCAAGACUUUCUGAGCUGGCAGAAUACAGUGACGAGGAGGAGGAGGAGAACGAAGAAGAGAAGAAGGAAAACAGCUCAAAUAAACUUGCAGAUCGUUCAAAACAGUAAGUGUGUUGAGGGACUUCUGAUAUCCAUCUCUUGCCUUUUUUGUAUGGCCGGAUAUUUCUCCGCGCACGACCCUAGGUGAUACCCUUAUAGCAAAAACUAUUGGCCUUUCGUCCCAAACGCCCUAAGUGAGACCAAAAUUUGCAAUUUACACCCCUAAGCGAGUCGACGAGUCCCCGACACUUUUAGAUGGAUAUCCCCUCUCACAGGCUCCCCUCCCUUUGUCCGUCCGUCCGUCCGUCCGUUCGUCGGAUUCUCAUUCCGUGUGUCCGUCCUACCAAUCAAUCAUCAAUCAAUCAAUCAACGAAACAAACAUCUAACUAGUCAGUCAGACAAUGAAUUGAUCAAUGUACCAUUUUUUUGUCAUACAAUUACUGGGACUUGGUCCCAAAGUUUUGUGCAUUUAAUUUGUUGAAGGAUCAUUCUGGUAACUAAAAAAUUAAAAGGAUGUUUUUCGUGAUUACAUCACCUUAUUCUCUUACAGUACCUGGUCUCAAUUCAUCGAUGAAAUGAAAACGCUGGAAUAUAAAAAUCUAGUUGUGAUUGGUAAUCCUCUAGCUGAUACUCCAACUAAUGACGUCAGUCAAGGUGAGACAAUAAAUAUUAAACCGUCCAUCUAACCUGGCCAUUUUGUUGAAGUUCCUUGCUAUGAGCUGCUAUUUCAAGUUUCCAUUCAUUCUCCGUGCGCAUUCUUGCCACCCGUGGCAACAGACGAAAUAUCGCCUUAAAUAAUGAAAAACACUGGACCAUUUUUUUGGAAUUCAAUUAAUGCGAAAAAAGUUUAAGCUUUUUGAAAAGACAACAAAUAGCAUGACAUAGUCCCUUUAACUCAGUCGUCCAUCACUUUACCAAGGCCGUACAACCAACAAACAACAACAACCAACCAUUUUAUUUGCCAACUUAAAAAACACUUACAAAGAAAAGAAUGAAUUAAAAUAUAUCAGGUAAAAAACUAUACGAGCUGAGAAGUUGCAAUACCGAUUAAAUUACAUUUUAUAGGGUGGUGACACACGAAAGAUAAAAAGGAAAAUAUCUUGAAUGUAGGAGAAAAAAAUAAUAGUAAUGAAAAAUAGGUAGAUUAAUUAAUUUAAUUAAAAUAACAUGACAUACUGUAGAACAACAUAAAACAAAAAACAAACAAACAAACAGAAACAAAACGGUACCAGAGAAUUAUGAAGUUUACAUUAAUAAGGGUAACUGGCAUACAUGCUAGCCUGCAUCAACAGUUAGUGUAAAAGAUCUGCGUUCAUCGUUUGCUUGAAUAAAUGCAAAGAACUACUUUUUAAAUUUUCAUCCAGAUUAUUCCAAACAGAAGGACCAGAGAAGUGUAUAUUAAAUUUAACGUAAUUAGUUCUGACCCGAUCAAUAUAAUAAGUUGACUUGAUGCUAGCCUAGUACUCUACCCAUGCUUAGAUGAUAUAUAAAGUGAAAAAAUUCGUGUUUUAGAACUAGAAUUUGUUACUGCGCGUAUGACUACAUUAGGUAAGGGAACUCAGUGUCGUUAAUUCAUACUGUGUCUGCGUGCAAGCCAGGGUGUCCGCUUACGGGACGUUCGAUUGUGUUAUUUAGUAAAGCCAUCAUAUGUUUGAAGUCUUACACACUAUUUUGUGACGAUAUUAUCUCCCUUUAUUAUAGGUGAAACUGACCAAAAUGCAGACUUAGAGACAGAUUUACAGGCUCAGUCCGAUAGCUACAGCCGUAAACUCUUGGAAAGAAACAGAGAGAGAAGAAAAGUAGUCAGUGCCGCACUGGAAGAUCUAACAGAAUGUGAUGAAGAAGAGGAGCAGAGCCCGUCUCUAAACCUAUCCACUUCGCCAGUGUCUUCGUUAAGUUCUUUCAAAAACAAGUUUUCGUUUAAAGGAAGAAGUAAGGUAAGGAGAGACGCGCCUUCAACUCUUUAAGCAGUAACAUCAACAAGUAUAUUCUCCACAAUGUUUUCCGUUUAUUUUUUUUUACUACCAAUCAUGGGAAUUUGAGUUCAUUUUCUUCAUUUUCUUUAUUCUCGAGAUUAACAUGUACAUGUUGAGUAAAAAGUGCUGUUGUAAGAAGAAAUAAGGUUCUCACGUUGCUCGCUAUUAAGGUUGAACGUUCGAUGGGCGUAAAAAUAUUCCACGAUUAUUUCCGCUAAGUCAACGUAGAUGUUUGUGACAGGCUGCAUAAGCGACUGUCACGAUGUUUGUUGCCCGCAAUUCUGAGUUACUUCCGCAACAUAAUAUCGAUCUGCUGAAAUACAAUUAUAUUACUCGCAUCCGCUAUGGUCUCUCAUCAAUGUAUUUUUCGUGCUCCUUUUUCUUCUGCAGUCCAAGUCCGAAGAUACCCCGGGAGAUAUCCAGGUAUUUACCACGGAUACUCUGUUGUUAACCUGUAUUAAAAUCAGUCAAGAAACCUUGGAUCUAACUCCCAUACAAGGACGUUUAUCCUCUCUUUUUGCCAGAUUUAAUUUUUAAUUUGUUUCAUGUGUGCACCUGUUUAAAUGUAUCUGUUCACUGUUCCUUUAUUGUAACAACGAACGUAUUAAUAAGCAUUUGGCUAUACAGUAUACACCUCGUAGUAAGCCCUUGUUAUUUGCGGGUGGACCUGCAUUUUAUAACUGUAAAUUUCUUUUGAAUAAAUAAACAUACUAGACACGAGGCGUUUAAGAAGACGUCCUGAAAGUAACGUCUUUUUACAGAAUGUAAUGUAGGCAAACUUUGUUUCAAGUAUGAAGAUCCUUCUUGUUGUAUUGCUCCUCCCAGCGAAGUGGCGACCGUGGGUUGAGAUUGUUGUUCGUUCUCUAGCUUCUUUGAUCCAAGAGGUUAAUUAAUUCCGGGUGCUUCAGUUUUCCUUUCUCUCCAAAACUGACCCGACAUUUUCAAAUCCCGUAAGAGCGCUCUUUAGGUUUUUCGUGUGUUUACAAAUGAUAUUUACACUUUACAGUUACAAAGAUUACACCGUAGAGAUGUGCAGUGUAUGUCGGAUGCGUACCUGCUACUCAAGACAUAGCAGCUACCGGUCAACUGCUGUAAAAGAUUCAAAAUUCUGUUUGAUUUUGGUUUGAUUAUUGUUUAUUACAGGGACUACCUCCGGAGAGCCCUAAAAGCCGAGUUUCAGAAUGGCUGAAGGAAAGUGUGAUGGAAGAUACUGACAGUCAAAUGAGAGCCGAGUAAGUGCAAAACUGAAUAACUUCAUAUCGUGAAACUUGUUCCUCAGUUUAGGCUUUGUAGCUGACGGUUUUCCCGAAGCUCGAUGUAGGAAAAUUACCACUGAUGUUGCGUGAAGAAUAAUAAAGUUGGUUUUUCUCCUUUCUGAUACCCGUUCAGCUGGUUUUUUCCCGAGAAGUUUACAUCGUGUUCCAACAACACCGCCAAUUACGCAAGUUAGAAACUUGUGGGAUCCCUUGUUUUUCUUGCUCGUGCCGGCUGGGGUGGGGUGGGGGCGUUAAGUGAUGUCAGAGGUUUUUCGUAUGUAGCUUUAGAGUACGCUUUUAUCGAGAUCCUUGGUGUUUAUUUUCUAUUUCACGGAUUUUUGCUUGUAGAAAACUGGAGAAGGAGAACAUGGAUCUUAAGGCUUGGAACCAGAAACUCGUUACCAAAGUUACUGACCUGGAAAAUGAGAAGGCGGAGCUCCAGUCCGAACUUGAACAGAUGCAGCUACUUAACAAGUUCAAAAACACGGACUUUAUCAAAGAAAGAGAUGAAUUACAAGGGGAGAUUUCAGAGUUACAAUUACUAGUCGAAGAUUUGAAAGCGCAGGUUAGAAAAAAAGGCGAUCGGCGAAAGUCUUCUUUGGCGUACUUUCCUGAAUUAUGGAACGAAUGCAUUAUUUAUACUACUUCGUGUAGGCGUAAAUGCUCAAAUUGGGUUGGCAUUUCAUUGGUGUUUAUAUAAUAAAUAGAACAUUACAUGGCCUCUUGGAGAUACAAAUUUCCUCUUCUCGCGUUGAAAAAUAUUUCACUCGUUCACUCGAAGAGAAAUUUCGUAUCUCCUUGGGGCCAUGUAAUAUCCUCUAUAUCUUUAAUGAAUGUGGCAUAGAAUGCACAAUCACUGCAGAAUGACCACUGGAGGACAUCAAACUGAUAGAUGUUAAAGAAGCGGCUCCCUUGACAAUAGUGCUUGAGGUUAGCGACGGAAAUGAGUUACAACAAAACGUUCAAAGCCAAGAAUGUGCACCACACGCACCCACAAAAUUGUGUAUAUGCUGAAAGAUACAUUCUAGUUUUUCUUUUUAAUUCAGUUUACAGUUUUUUCCAAAGAAAAAAUACAAAUGUUACCUUCAUGCUGAAAUUUUGAAGAGUGACGUAAGGGUCGCCACCUCUCCACUCAAAACAUAAAUAAAAAAAACAAGAAACAGAAAAACGCCCCUCUGGGCGGUAAUUGGAGCAUGUCGAGCAUUAGCGUUAUUAGAGCUUUUUAGAGCCUCCCCAGUCUCGUUCCCAGAGGCCGCGAUCCUUUUGUACAGCGACGGGGAUUACUAAAAUCCACGGUACAAAAGUAACGGAGGCUCAGGGGACGAGAUUGGAGCAAGAGUCAAGGGUUGCUGUAAUUGGGUCGUUCUUUUUUAUUUGGACCCGAGGACUGUUUUAAAGCACAACCGUCUGUCCUCAAUGUAUACCAUGUCAAAAUUAUGACGAUGUUUUCCGUUUAAAUUCCUGGGAUGUUUGUAGAUUGCUUGAUGUUGACGGUCUUUGUGAGUCUUUUUUAAUCAUCCUUUGAACGCCUUAUAGCUCCAGCGAGCGGAAACAGAGCUGGACAACUCAAAGGAAAAGCAAAACGUUUCCUCUAGUAUUGAGGUAAGGAUGUCUUGCGUAACUUGAUUUUUUGCCAAGUUGUUUGUUUUUCCUAGUUAUUGCUGUGUCGAUAACCAAUGAGUUAAGCAAUCCUUUACAAUUUUUUUUUUUGCAAGAGUUUCUGGUAUGAACUAAGACAAAAAAUACAGUGCUUUUUGUGAAAUUGUUUAUCCCAACCUCGACCUCUUUCUAUCGUGUGCCGCUCACUUUUAGUGGCGGAUUCAGGUCUUUAAAGGGAACCUCCACUCUUACUACAGAAUAAGUUUAAAUCGAAUAAAAUUAUGUUGAUAAACAAAUUUGUUUGAAAUUUGUCUUAAAAAAAGUGUUUAUAUCAGGAAAAGUGAAUUUUAGAAUCGCUUAUUUUCACUUUCAAAUUUCGCGGGCGCCGCCAUCUUGACUAAUUGUGACGUGUUACGGUUGCUCUAUUGUUCUGACACAAAGAGCUUUUGUUUAAUAACAAUAGGGCAACCAUUACACGUCACAAUUAUUCAAGAUGGCGACGCCCGCAAAAUUUGAAAACAAAAAUAGGCGAAUCUAAAAGUUAUUUCUUUCGGAUGCAAACGCUUUCUUUAAAAAUAUUUUAGAUUGACUUGACUGUAACAGUUAUUUCCUGUGAUUUAAAGUUAUCUUUUUGUUGAAGUGGAGGUUCCCUUUAAGUUAAUGGGAGGUCCGCUCAUCUAAUUCCUAUGAUAAGGAUAAAUUAAUCUUAACCCUAAGUGCCUCAGUUUGGCCUAAAAAUAAGUUGGGGACCCAGGUUUUCGGGCCACUGUCCUAAAUCUGCCACUGCGCAUGCUUCUUGGGGUGGAGUACAGGAUAGAUUUAUUCUCUCCCACAGUCCGGCUUCUCCACAUUUAUUUCUCUUUAAGCGCGCUGUCAUAUUAUUAUGAUCAGCAGCUUCUCUUCAGUUGUAUUUGCUAUAAAAUUUCUUUCGAUACAAUUAGGCUUAAAUACUGAAUAAUAUGAAGAUGAGGAUGUCUUAUUUUCAAUUGAACGUGGAAUUUUGGGCGAAGUAAAAUGGUACAUGUAACCUCAGCGUUCUCACUCAUUAUUCAGCUUUAUAGCAUUGCCUUGUUUACGCAAUUCUGGUAACACAGACUACAGCAGUAUUAAUCUAAAUAAUCUAAGUUGAUGCUUUGGCCUAAAAUACAUAUUCUCGCUUUCUUUGUAAGGCAAGGGCUUUUAUUAAAACUCAGCUCAUGACAAAUAUAAUUGUAAGGUUUUUCUUUUUUAACGCACUGCUAAUGUUCUUAAAAUGCAGGGAGGUAAAUCGAAUGCUAAGAAAUUUGAGGUAAGAAAUGAUUUUGCAACUGAAAUUUUUGCUACUCACGCCUUAAUAGACAUUUAGAAAAAUACCAUAAUUUUUUUUUAAGUGCAGGUCUACUCUCCUAUUAAGUAGGAGUGCAACGUCCUUAUUUCGAUUUCCAUUUGCAUGAUAUGCCCCUUUGAUACUACCGUACAAGUGAAACGUUGGUAUUAUGUUUUGAGAUUUUGAAGGCGCCUUUAUGCCAACGUUGCAAUGGUGGGUUCGUUUUCAGACGCGCUUCAAGUAUUAUGUAAAUUGCCAAGAAAUAGCUGAAGUGCAUGCAUAUUUCGUGUCGAAAAUGGGACGUUGGACUUGGACUCCUCCUGAAUGCGAGGCUUAACCUGCCCUUUAAAGAAUAUUAUAGUAUUUUUUGGAGAGGCCUAUCGGCAGCUAUUUAUUGGCCAUACUUUUUUCUGCUUUUGUAAUUCAAUACUUGACCGCGCAGGUCAAAAUAUCUUCCCUCUUCUGUGUUUUUUUUUUUUAAUUUGAAAACUCAUGCCACUAGUUAUUCAGUUGAAGUACUGUCCCGUGUUACCCUCGUUAAAUAAAGUUGAUUAUUAUUAUUAUUACUAUUACUAUUAUUAUUAGUGUUUUAGACCUUUAAGCGACAUUCAUACACGGACGUUGAAACCUCGUAAGAAGGGAAGUUAGACUCUGCCAGUAAUAUUGACGGCGGCGUUGGAUGUGCAGAGACCGGGAGGAGUAUAUAAAAGACGUUGCCUUUAAGCUGUUUACUGAUUUUUUCUCAGCUUUGUCAAGUUAGAGGCUGGCUAUGUAAGAGAGGUGUGAAAGGAUUCACUGGAAGAAGAUGGAGACGCCGCUGGUUUUCUACUGAUAAAAAUGGCAGGCUCUAUUAUUAUCAGAAAAACAACAACACGUUGCCUAGAGGGUACGUAGCUGGGUAUCUUGUGACACCGGGAAAACUCGUCGAACAAGGUCCUUUUGCAGUCAAUCAUAAUUCUUCACUUCAUAAUUUAUAUCGAAAAUGGGUACCAAGUCUUUAGCACAAAGAUUGUUGGGAUCGUGUGUGUGUACAAUGUAAGCUAUGAUUGGUUGAUUGAUUCCCUUGGUAGCCUGCGAACAGCAGACGCAUUUCCGGUCGUCGGAAAUAGCGUCGCUAUUUUUCGGAGGGAGAGAAGCGACGACCGGAAAUGCGUCUGCUGUUCGCGGGCUAUUCCCUUGGAUACUAUGGAUUAUUUAUAACUAGCGCGUGUCCACGCAAACGAUUCUAGAAAUCUUUGCCCCGACAGCUUGUAUCCAUUCGCCCUGUAGUUUACUGGAGUGGUGAAUAGUGAGAUUGUAUACAAUAGCCAGCUCAUUUUCAUGGACAGAAAAUGUCAUGUUUUGAACAAACGGACAGUUCGUUCUAUUGCAUACACUGUAUCUGUUGUAGGCGAAAUCUAUUCUCAGGUUAAACCAAUAUUCAACCUAGUCUGAUUCAGAAUUUCCUUCCUUUGCUGAUUUGAUGAAGGGUACAAACAAAGUCCUAAUUUAAACGUAAGACGGAUUUUUUCUUACAACUUAUCUUGUGUAAUUUGUGCUAAUCGGAGCUGAGUUGCGUCUUCCGUGUGAACCCAGUUUACGCUACGCUCUGUUUUACCUCCUGCAGUCUAAUAAUAAAAUAUUUUUGGAUGAGGUUUUUGUGAUACGUGGAAGAUGUUAUUAUCAGCCGAAAGUUAUAAUACUUACCAAUGCGUUGAUAAUUCCGUAUAUUACAAUCAUCUAAUGAUUGUUUUGAUAAACACUCAUCCCCGAGGGGGGGGGUACUCGAUAUAUCCCUGGGUGGGGAGGUGCGGCGCGGUCCCUCAUACCCUGACCCUGUUUAAGACAAAUAUCGCUGAUUUUCCCACCCUGUUUAAGACAGAAUUCCGAUUUUUGAUACCCUGUUUAAGACAUUUAAUUAACAUUAAAUCUUGUAAAAAUUUUGCUGUUUAUCGUCCAAGAAAAGAUAUCCUGUUUAAGACAAAAAUUGAUAAAUCGAUACCCUAAUUAAGACAAAAAAUGAUAAAUUCGAUACCCUGUUUAAGACAAAAAUCCCGAAAAACAUACCCUGGCUGGCCGUACGUCCCCAUUGAGCCCUUAUAAGGGAAUACCCCCCGCCCCCCACCGGACACUCAUCAAAGAAAGUAACGACCAUCGCUCAGUCAUAUGAAGCUCACUAUAUUAUUUUCCAAAAAAGAAGGUACGAAUAUGCGAUUAAAGAAAUUUUACACCGUCCAUGGAAGACUUCCUGUGCAGUUUUGGUGUAUCUUUUUAAACUUUCGGAGUCUUUAUCUUCAAAUAAUUUAUUGAUUUUUUGUUCAGUCGAGGUAGCAAACCGACGAUUCGUGUUUUUUGGCUGUGUGCAAAGAUGCCACUCUACACCCGUGACUUGAUGUUGCUCCUUAGAAAUCAUGCAUUGCGCAAUCGUGCAUAAUAGUUGAAGCGAUAAUGAUAACAUAUUAAUCUUUCCUCUUAGACUUCAGUAAACUGUUUAAUGUACCAUCAAUGCCAUAAGACUAAACGACUAAAUUCUUUUUUCGUGGUUUUGUCUCAGAUUCAUUGAUCUUGAUGUAGUGAUCGCUGUUCAGGACCAACCGCCUUCACAGCAAGACAUUAACAAGGCAUGUUUUAAUGUGGUGACGCCCACCCGAACGUACCAGUUAAUGGCGCACGAUGAAGAGGAAAAGCUAAGGUACCGUUCAUAUAAACUAUUGUUUGGAAUUCCUAGAUAUGGUCUGUUUUUGUUUAUGAGAACUGUUUCUUACAAAUGCCGCACUAUCCAUGUGCAUAUGCAUGCAUAGCCGGAAAAGCAAAUUCCCUUGAGAAUAUCACGUGGUCUGAAUUGGGAAAAUAAAAUAUACAAGCUAAAAGGGUCUAUUCCUUGACAGUAUGCAAGAGAUAAAUAAUCAAACCAUAGCUCCGCGAUUGCAUAGUAUUCGUGGAAUGUAUCUUUUUGCCUUGGACGUUGCGUUAGAGUUGUUCUUAAUUGGGCCCCUAAGGUAAUUUUGCAAUUGCCUUGGUUUGUAUUGCCACAGUUAGUAACAGGCCAUUUCCGAGAUCCCCUGGACCUCUGUAUCAAAACGAGGUUAGGUGCUCAACCUUUGAUAUGGAAAUGAUUUUUCAUUCUCAUGCAAAUAAAACUCAUUUCCACAAGAAAGGUUGAGCACCUAACCUCGUUUUGAUACAGAGGCCCCGAGGGAACUCGGAAAUGGCCUAUUGGUUAAAAUCUCGAACCAUCUAUACUGUGACAUGCGUUUUUCCGCGCUUGAUUCUGAUUGGCUCAUCAUAUUGUCCGCACUUGUUACAAUUGGUCAGCAUUAACAUUAAGCCUGGAGUCUCUCUCGAUGACACCACUGCUGACAGUGGGACCCAGGUUUGACCAAGCACAGAGCAUCUUGUGACUAAAGCUGAUAUCAUUAUACUUAGUUUUUGAACCGUUCUCUAACGUCAGUCGUUUUUCUAGGUGGAUCAAUGCUUUGGAUUAUCUACGGCACUGGAGAAAUCGUCUGUCGACUUGCAAUGAAAAAUAUUAAACUUAAGUCCUAGGAAAGGAAUUGUAGCCACCCGUGCCGAGGAUAUGAAUGGUCAACAGAUAUAAUUGAGUUAUCACAGUCGGUAAAGAAAAGAAACAACAUGAAGGAAGCGUUGAAGCAGGGGAUGCCUACGUAAACUUCCUUUAUUGUUCGAGGAAAGGAAGGAUUGUACAUUGUAAAAUCUUAUUCUUAUUUUUUUUUUUUCGGUUUAAAAUUCC